This is a messenger RNA of Syngnathus typhle (broad-nosed pipefish), 2924 nucleotides long. Its product is annotated as tyrosine-protein kinase fyna-like. Gene Ontology annotation, cellular component: extrinsic component of cytoplasmic side of plasma membrane. Gene Ontology annotation, molecular function: ATP binding; non-membrane spanning protein tyrosine kinase activity; signaling receptor binding. Gene Ontology annotation, biological process: cell differentiation; innate immune response; T cell receptor signaling pathway. The transcript has 12 exons. NCBI's taxonomy places the organism in Eukaryota, Metazoa, Chordata, Actinopteri, Syngnathiformes, Syngnathidae. Bases 269 to 1888 code for a protein of 539 amino acids. The record is from RefSeq and is a predicted model, not a curated record.
CUGUCUCCCCGCCUUCGUCACGGGCGUAUGUACGCACGGCAGAUCCUGGGGCUCCCGACUCGGUUGUGACGGGAACCGCUAUUCUCUCUCCCUCUUUUUCUGUAUCUCGUUUCCGCCUGUUACACUGCCUCUGGGAUAGAGGAGGAAAAUCCCAGGGACGAAGCCGAAUAGUCACUGGCUGGAAACUCCGAUGGAUUAGUUUUAAAUCCCCCCUCUCCACACCACCACCACCACCACCACCACCGCACCUCCUCUCCGAAGCCAGAGAAUGGGCUGCGUCCAAUGUAAGGAUAAAGACGCAGCAAAACUCACCGAGGGACGCGACGCCGCUCUCUCGCACCACCCGGGUUAUCGUUAUGGCGCCGACCCGACGCCGCAGCACUACCCGCCCAACUUCGGGGUCACCACCAUCCCCAAUUACAACAACUUUGGCGGCGGAGGCGCCACGCAGGGGGUCACCGUCUUCGGAGGCGUGCACACGUCCUCGCAGUCGGGCACGCUGCGAUCCCGAGGAGGGACGGGGGUGACGCUGUUCGUGGCGCUGUACGACUACGAAGCCCGGACGGACGAUGACCUCAGCUUCAGAAAAGGGGAGAGGUUCCAGAUCCUCAACAGCACAGAGGGCGACUGGUGGGAGGCCCGCUCCCUUACCACAGGUGGAACUGGUUACAUUCCAAGUAAUUACGUCGCCCCGGUGGACUCCAUCCAAGCCGAGGACUGGUAUUUCGGUAAACUGGGCCGGAAGGAUGCCGAGCGGCAGCUGUUGUCCAACAGCAACGCCAGAGGCACCUUCCUCAUCCGGGAGAGCGAAACAACCAAAGGCGCUUACUCCCUCUCCAUCCAGGACUGGGACGACAUCAAGGGUGACCACGUCAAACACUACAAGAUCCGCAAAUUGGACAGCGGCGGUUACUACAUCACCACCAGGGCCCAGUUCGAGACCCUCCAACAACUCGUGCAUCACUAUUCCGCCAGGGCGGCAGGACUGUGCUGCCGGCUGAUCGUGCCCUGCCACAAGGGCAUGCCCCGUCUGACGGACCUGUCCAUCAAAACCAAAGACGUCUGGGAGAUCCCCAGGGAGUCGCUGCAGCUCAUCAAACGCCUCGGCAACGGGCAGUUCGGCGAGGUCUGGAUGGGCACGUGGAACGGCACCACCAAGGUGGCGGUGAAGACCCUGAAGCCGGGCACCAUGUCACCGGAGUCCUUUUUAGAGGAGGCUCAGAUCAUGAAGAAGCUGCGUCACGAUAAGCUGGUGCAGCUCUACGCCGUGGUUUCCGAGGAGCCCAUCUACAUCGUCACCGAGUACAUGAAUAAAGGGAGUUUGCUCGACUUCCUGAAAGACGGAGAAGGACGAUGCCUGAAACUUCCGAAUCUGGUGGACAUGGCGGCUCAGGUGGCAGCUGGCAUGGCGUACAUCGAGAGGAUGAACUACAUCCACCGAGACCUGCGCUCGGCCAACAUUCUGGUCGGAGACAGUCUGGUGUGUAAGAUUGCCGACUUCGGUCUGGCCCGGCUCAUUGAGGACAACGAGUACACGGCCAGACAAGGUGCAAAGUUUCCAAUUAAGUGGACCGCGCCCGAGGCGGCGCUCUACGGGAAAUUCACCAUCAAAUCCGACGUGUGGUCCUUCGGUAUCCUGCUCACGGAGCUUGUGACCAAAGGCCGGGUGCCCUAUCCAGGCAUGAACAAUCGCGAGGUGCUGGAGCAAGUUGAACGAGGCUACCGCAUGCCGUGCCCGCAAGACUGCCCCACGUCGCUCCACGAGCUCAUGGUGCAAUGCUGGAAGAAAGACCCCGAGGAGAGGCCCACCUUCGAGUACUUGCAGGCCUUUUUGGAGGACUACUUCACUGCCACCGAGCCUCAAUACCAGCCGGGGGAUAAUCUUUGAGUGGCUUUUCCACAACUGUCCAGCAGAGGGAGCCAGAAAUCUUGCUCGCACCCCACUCACUGUGCUGUCUCCUCACCUCUUCCAAGACACACACAAACAUACACACAGAGGAAAGAUGACUAUCAUGAAGGAGAUGAGCCAGCGUUGGAUGCCAAAAAAAAAAAAAAAAAACAGGGAGCUGUGUGACUUGUACAAAGUGUAAAUACAAAAAUUGCUUGGUUACUUCUUUCUGUUGGUUCCAUUCAACAUUCUAUUUUUUUUUUAUAUUUUUGGAAAACGGUUCAUUCAAGUCCCAAUGAAAGAUAGAUAAAUUAAUGUUGAUAAAAAUGUCAAAUGAAAAUUCGUUUUUGUCGAAUCCCCAGUAUAUAUAAUUGACGCUCAACAUUUUCAACACACACGCUUGGCUAAAUUGUUGCAAAAAUGUUUUUGAACAUGUUGAGAUAUUUUCUUUGUGUUGUUUUCUACCAGGUUUAUUAACAUUACUACUCCAUGUAGUACUGCUACUACUGCUCUUCCUCAUUUUCUCAAGGAACUCUGAUGUACUAUAACACCCAUUCUUGCCUUUUUCCUCUUUAGUAAGACUCUGUAAGGAUUUCCCAAACUGGAUCCAUACCUAAACUUCACAAUUUACAAUUCAAUAGGAAUUAACAACACGAUGUGCCUACUCGAUGAUCAAUAACUGAACCCCAGAAUUGUAUUUUAGGUCCCUGACGCCAGUUUGGGAAAGCUCGCUGUAAGGAAAAUGCCUUCUAUUAAUUGCCUAGCAAACUCUUCCACCCCGCACCAACACAAAGUGCAAAUGCAAGCAAAAAAAGAAAAGAGAGGGAGGGAAAAAAACUGCCACUCCAAAAUUGCCAAACGUGUUCGAGACCAAACAUGUUUACAUCUUUUCCGAUCCUUUUAAGAGUGGGUGCCUGCGGCGCUUGGGAGCGUUCCAUGCCAGCCCUUCCUUGUGUGUGUCUCUUAUGUGUUGUUAUAAUUUAUUGUCUCUGUCUAAUUACCUGUAAAUGGUUUGAAAUUAAAAACAACAAAAUAA